Messenger RNA from Penicillium crustosum, 246 nucleotides. RefSeq lists its product as uncharacterized. The record is from RefSeq and is a predicted model, not a curated record. The coding region runs from base 1 to 246 and encodes 81 amino acids. NCBI's taxonomy places the organism in Eukaryota, Fungi, Ascomycota, Eurotiomycetes, Eurotiales, Aspergillaceae. The transcript has 2 exons. Gene Ontology annotation, molecular function: protein binding.
AUGCUGGAGAUGUUGCCGUGUGAGAUUCUGAUGCUGAUCGCGGACUGGCUGCCACCCGCCCACCUGCGCGCUCUCAGCCGAGUCUCGUCGAGAUUAUAUUCAGUUUUGGUUCCUCACAUCUACCGUACCAUUGCAUUCCACGCAGCAAGUGAGUGGGCGCUGAACGUUUUGGAUAUCGACUCCUUCUUUCUCCACCUCGGUCAAUCCCGGUCCGUGGGCUAUCUUCAGCACGUGAGGAACCUGUAA